UUACACAUUUCUCUCUCUAUAUCUAUCUAUAUUUAUAUAUAUAUAUAUAUAUGACACUCCUCCUUCCUGUAAACUUGUUCUAAUACUCCUCUCUCUCUACUAAACCAAAUCCAAGAUUAUUCAAAUCUUUAUUUUUCUUGUUUGAUUAUUAUUCAUUUCAAUGGCUAGCGGCGAUCUGAUCGUGAGCUUCGGCGAGAUGCUGAUCGAUUUCGUCCCAACGGUUUCCGGCGUAUCUCUUGCGGAGGCGCCCGGAUUCCUCAAAGCUCCUGGCGGCGCUCCGGCCAACGUCGCGAUUGCCGUGUCCAGGCUUGGAGGUAAGGCGGCUUUCGUCGGAAAGUUAGGUGACGAUGAAUUCGGACAAAUGCUUGCCGGGAUCUUGAAAGAGAACAACGUAAACGGCGAUGGUAUCUUAUUCGAUAAGGGAGCAAGGACUGCGCUAGCUUUCGUCACCUUAAAGGCCGACGGCGAUCGCGAGUUCAUGUUUUACCGGAACCCUAGCGCCGACAUGCUUCUUACCCCGGAAGAAUUGAAUCUGGACCUUCUUAGAUCCGCUAAAGUAUUUCAUUAUGGAUCGAUAAGCUUGAUUGUGGAGCCAUGUAGAUCUGCACAUAUGAAGGCUAUGGAGGUUGCAAAGGCAGCCGGAGCUCUUAUGUCUUAUGACCCUAACCUAAGGCUACCUCUGUGGCCUUCGGCGGAGGAAGCUCGUGAAAAGAUCAAGAGCAUUUGGGACAAGGCGGAUAUCAUUAAGGUUAGUGAUGUCGAGUUGGAGUUUCUUACUGGAAGCAAUAAGAUUGAUGACGAAUCUGCAAUGUCCUUGUGGCAUCCAAACUUAAAGCUCCUACUUGUAACCCUUGGUGAAAAGGGUUGCAAUUAUUACACUAAGGGUUUCAAGGGAUCUGUGGAUGCAUUUCAUGUCAAAGCUAUUGAUACAACCGGUGCUGGUGACUCAUUUAUUGGAGCUAUGUUAUGCAAGAUUGUUGCCGACCUAUCUAUUCUCGAGGAUGAGGCAAAGUUGAAGCAGGCGAUCAAGUUUGCUAAUGCCUGUGGAGCCAUUACUACCACCAAGAAAGGAGCAAUUCCUGCUCUUCCUAAUGAAGCUGAAGUCCUUUCUCUUAUUAACGGUGCAUAGAGUGCUUUUGCAUGAUAUCUUUCUUUUCACAAGACUUUUUUAAACAAAAAAAAUAUCAAUUAAGCUUUUAAUUGUGUUUCUUCUUAGAUGUUAGUUAGAUGAUAUUCUCUAUCCAAAUUUUCUUCUGUUUUCUGAGAUUAUCAAUGCCCUUUUGUGAUAAUAACAACUUUGAGCUUCUAUUAAUAAAUAAUAAAAGUUUGCUUCUUUCUGA
Impatiens glandulifera is the source of this 1340-nucleotide messenger RNA. Its product is annotated as fructokinase-2. Gene Ontology annotation, biological process: fructose metabolic process. NCBI's taxonomy places the organism in Eukaryota, Viridiplantae, Streptophyta, Magnoliopsida, Ericales, Balsaminaceae. The coding region runs from base 161 to 1129 and encodes 322 amino acids. Gene Ontology annotation, molecular function: fructokinase activity. The transcript is spliced from 4 exons. Gene Ontology annotation, cellular component: cytosol. The record is from RefSeq and is a predicted model, not a curated record.